Messenger RNA from Phoenix dactylifera (date palm), 1400 nucleotides. RefSeq names its product Translin family protein. NCBI's taxonomy places the organism in Eukaryota, Viridiplantae, Streptophyta, Magnoliopsida, Arecales, Arecaceae. Gene Ontology annotation, molecular function: sequence-specific DNA binding. The record is from RefSeq and is a predicted model, not a curated record.
CCAAGUAGCAGCCCAAUCCAUUAACCUACCAAUGCCUUCGCUCACCGCCCCCGAAACCCCAAACUGGCGGUGGCGUGAAGGGACAGAUGUUGUAUUCGUCCUGCCGCCACCUCCUCUCCUCCUUUCCCAUGGCGGCAAGCAAACCCCAUCGCCUCCAUCAAAUCGUGGGGGCGUCGCUUUUGAGCUCCAGUAAGAAGCCGAGGACGAUGGCGACGGAUUCCACCAUGAAGCAGGAAUUCACGAAAUAUGCUGACUAUCUCAACGAACUUAAUGACAAGAGGGAGAGAGUUGUGAAGGCAAGUCGCGAUGUGACGAUAAACAGCAAAAAGGUCAUAUUCCAGGUGCACAGAAUCAGUAAAGAUAAUAAAGAAGAAGUCUUGGCGAAGGCAGAAAAUGAUCUUGCAGCUGUGACUGAUCAGUAUAUAUCCAGAUUAGUAAAAGAGUUGCAAGGGACUGACUUUUGGAAGCUCAGGCGUGCCUAUACCUUUGCAGUCCAGGAGUAUGUUGAAGCUGCAACGCUGUGUAGAUUCUGCAAGACUGGGACUCUACUGAAUCUUGCUGAGAUUAAUGCUUCUUUGCUACCACUUAGUGAUCAAUCUGUUGAACCCUUGCAGAUAAAUGUUCUUGACUACCUUUUGGGGCUUGCAGAUUUGACUGGAGAACUGAUGAGACUAGCCAUUGGUCGAAUAUCAGAUGGAGAAGUAGAAUAUGCUGAGAAGAUAUGUCAAUUUGUACGGGAUAUAUAUAGGGAGUUAACCCUUGUUGUACCUCGUAUGGAUGACAACUCUGAGAUGAAGAAGAAAAUGGAAACAAUGCUUCAAAGUGUAGUGAAGAUUGAAAAUGCUUGCUUUAGCGUUCAUGUUAGAGGAUCAGAAUACAAUCCUUUGCUUGGAUCCAGUGAUCCAGAUUACUCCAUAUUCGGGGUACUAGACUUUUGAGUCAUAAAGUAGUUGCAGUUGCCUUGUUUCUCUAAAGGUGCAGAACAUAUCAUGGGACCAUAGGAGAAACAUGCAAAAAUAACAAGGGAACUCAAAUCCAUACCUGGAGGAUUAGGGAACUUGGUUCCUUAAUCUCGUGUACAUUUUGUUGUCAUCAAGGCUUUAAUUUUUUACGUUUUUAUCUCUAAUUUCUUCUGAAUGGAGGUUGAUUUUGUUGACGACAAAAUGUAGUUAUGUUAAACUCUAUUUACACCAGGAUUAUGCUAGAGAAUUAUUGACUAGGGAGCAGCAGAAUUGUUGGGUGUCUCUGCCUGAUUGGAUUUACUGAGGAUUUUGUUCAUGUCAGUCUCUUUGUUACAAUUUUUCAUGUAAUAGCUUUUGCUCAACAUGUGUAACAAAUUGCUUAACAUGUGCCCUGGAAUGAAGGUUUAAGUGGGUUUAAUAUGUUAUUCUGUUCUCUAA